Molecule: messenger RNA, 474 nt
Organism: Benincasa hispida (wax gourd)
Lineage: Eukaryota; Viridiplantae; Streptophyta; Magnoliopsida; Cucurbitales; Cucurbitaceae
Product: MLP-like protein 43
Biological process (GO): defense response
Source: RefSeq, a predicted model, not a curated record
AUGAGCCAAAAUGAUAGCAUCUGGGUAAAGGUUCAGCUCAAAUCUUCCAUUGAGAAGUUCUAUGGCUUCUUCAGGAACCAUAUGGGGGAUUUGGUCAAUAUGUUUCCUGAGCAGUUCAAGAACUUUCAGUAUGUGGAAGGUGAAAAUUUCUCUGCUGACACUAUUGUACAGUUGAAAUACCACCUUGGAAGUCAUCAAUUAUUAACAGCAAAGAUAAAGCUAAGAGUGGUGGAUGAUGUGAAGAAAUGCAUAAUUUAUGAAGCUGUUGAAGGAGAUGUGCUAAAGCAUUACAAAGUAUUUAUUGUAAAACUUGAAGCUGUUAACGGAGGCUUAAGCAAUAAAGUUGGAGGAAGCUUUGCAAAAUGGACUGUUGAUUUUGUAAAGGCAAAUGAAUAUGUGCCUUCACCAGAAAACUACUUGGAAAUGUUUGUCAACAUUUCCAAAGGUGUUGAUGCUUAUUUUUCCAAGAACUAA